CUUUCCUCAUCUUUUUAUCUCGAAACUAUUUCUUUCCCCUUUCUCGGUCUAAACCCUAAACUGAAAAUUUUCUGACUCUCCUCCAAUCUUCACUCUCCAUUCACUCAAAUUACUGCCAUGGCUAAGAAGAGGAAGCUCCCUUCAACCUCUGCACCAAAACCUUCUAAAGAAGCCAAAAAAGAAGAACCACCACCACAACAGCAAGAGGAAGAAGACGAAGAACAACUCGAAUACAAUCCUGAAGAAGAAAUUGAAGAAGAAGCGGUAGCUGAAGAAGAGGAAGAAGAGGUAGAUGAAGAGGUAGACGAAGAAGAGGAGGAGGUAGAAGAAGAUGAAGAAGAAGAAGGAGGUGAUGAUGAGGAAGAGGAAACCCUAAAAGAUGAGAAUAACUCGAACACAGUCCAAUCGGGUGUCGGAACAUCAUCGAACGGCGAUGGAAACGGAGAAAACGAAGAGGAUAAUGUUGUUGAUGAUGAAGAAGAAGUGUUUGAGAAUCUUAUCGAGCCAUUUACAAAAACACAACUCUCAGAUCUAUUAAAAGAAGCAGCGGAGAAACAUCCUGAUGUUCUUGAAUCGAUUCGUAAACUUGCUGAUGUUGAUCCGGUUCAUCGUAAGAUAUUUGUUCAUGGACUUGGUUGGGAUACAACUGCUGAAACCUUGAUUAGUGUGUUUAAAAAGUACGGUGAGAUUGAAGAUUGCAAAGCUGUCUGUGAUAAGGUAUCUGGGAAAUCAAAGGGUUAUGCGUUUAUUUUGUUUAAGCGGAGGAGUAGUGCCAAGAAGGCAUUGAAAGAACCACAGAAAAAGAUUGGAAGUCGAAUGACUGCUUGUCAGUUAGCUUCUGCUGGACCAGCACCAACUCCAGCUGCUGCAGUUGCUGCUCCACCGGUUUCUGAAUACACAGCUAGGAAGAUUUAUGUGAGCAAUGUUGGUGCAGAGGUCGACCCACAGAAACUAUUGGCUUUCUUUUCGAGAUUUGGUGAGAUUGAAGAGGGUCCAUUAGGGUUGGACAAACAGACUGGAAAGCCUAAAGGGUUUGCACUUUUUGUUUAUAGAUCAACUGAGAGUGCAAGGAAGGCUUUAGAAGAACCACAUAAGACAUUUGAUGGGACUGUUUUGCAUUGUCAGAAGGCAGUCGAUGGUCCUAAGCCAAACAAGUCAUACUUCACGCCACAUCAAUCGAAUCCGCAAGGUGGUGGCCAUGGGCGCACUGGGCGAGGAUCACAUUACCCACGGAAUGACCACCAUAAGUAUUCUGGCGGUGCAGGGAGUCAUAUGCCUGCUGCAGUACCAGCUGGAGGUCAUUUGAUGGCACAAGCUUAUAAUCCAGGUCAUGCACAAGGUUUGAAUCCAGUGUUAGGGCAGGCUUUAACGGCUUUACUGGCAUCAGGGGGUGGUGCUGCUGGAUUGGGGAUGGCAGCGAAUUUACUUGGAAUGGGAGCACCCGUCAACCCAUCUGUGCAAAUGCAGGGUGGAUAUGGGAAUCAGCCAAGUGCACUUGGAUCUAAUGCCAUGGCUGGUUAUGGAACUCAGCCUGGCAUGCAGGGAGGAUACCAAAACCCCCAAAUGGGUCAGCCCAAUGCUGGGAGGUCUCAACAGGGUGGUGGGCACAUGGGCGGUAUUCCACCUUAUAUGGGACACUAGAUAAGGUUCAGAUUCCUCUUAGGUGCUUCAAAAAUAUUUUAUUAUGGAACGGUGAUUCUUCUGAAGUUCCAAGAGCUCAUGUCAAGGCAAACCUUGUUUUUCUACAAAGUGUUACUGUUUUCUUAUUAAAAAACAGAAUCUAAGCAUCUGAAUUGGAGAUCAGUUUCUUUUUCUUUCGAACCUAUGUUUUUAUGGCAACUUUUCUCCCAAAAUAUGUAGUAGUGUUAUGAACUUAAAUGUCUUUCUAGCAUGUCUAGCUGGGUAUAAAACUUUGUUGAACUAAAAGAUCUUUUCUUGUUUUCAUGUUAUGUUGGAUUCAGUUAUACUUUUAAUAAUUACUACCCGGCUUCCUUGCUCAUUUUUUU
Papaver somniferum (opium poppy) is the source of this 2006-nucleotide messenger RNA. Its product is annotated as UBP1-associated protein 2A-like. The transcript has 2 exons. Bases 118 to 1641 code for a protein of 507 amino acids. NCBI's taxonomy places the organism in Eukaryota, Viridiplantae, Streptophyta, Magnoliopsida, Ranunculales, Papaveraceae. The record is from RefSeq and is a predicted model, not a curated record. Gene Ontology annotation, molecular function: RNA binding.